Cyprinodon tularosa is the source of this 1940-nucleotide messenger RNA. RefSeq lists its product as uncharacterized. The coding region runs from base 81 to 1673 and encodes 530 amino acids. The record is from RefSeq and is a predicted model, not a curated record. Lineage: Eukaryota; Metazoa; Chordata; Actinopteri; Cyprinodontiformes; Cyprinodontidae. The transcript is spliced from 2 exons.
CAGCACAGAACCAACAAAUCCUGGCAGGCCCCUCUCCAGUGCCAACUGAUUUACAAACAUGGCAGCAGCAGCUGCCUCAAAUGAGCUCAUCCGUCCUUUUAUCUGGGCCAAUGAAAUCACCAUUUCCCCAAACUUCUGGUUUCCCAUUACCUGUAACGUGUUUCUCCAUAGGGGAGAAUCUAGAUCGCCUGCUGUUACAACAGCCAUCAUUCCACGAAGAUCAAAGCGUCCAGGUUUUACCUCCGCCGGUUGCCACUAAGUUUCCCCCCCCAUGCACGGAUGAGCUGCGGCUUCCAAGGUGUCUCUCUCCAUUAAAGCCCUCGCCCUGUGAGUCGCCAUCGGGUAACGCUUUGCCAUGGCUCAAAGGAAGCGCAUGCACGCUGCAGCUUCCUCUAAACAACAUCGCAGCUAGAGACGACGCACGUCAGAGUGGGGACAGGGAAUCUGAGCGCAUUAAGAUGAGGAAGACGGACGAGCAUGAUGAUGUAGAAGAUGCUCCGCCUCCUAAGAAAAGGAAAGGAAGGUGUCCAAAUUCUCAGAAAGAGCCUAAAGUUCCGGCUUUGGAUCUGAUCUCAUCCAGAGGCAGAAAUGCAGCUAAAAGUCUUCACUCAGUGUUUCUGUAUUGUCCUGCUGUACCGAUGAAGGAAAGAGAGAAGACGAACAGCUCUCUCUCUCCAGGCUCAGCGACGCUGGUCACAGCUCCUCGUGGUGCCAAAUCCAGAGGAGCCCCAAAUCUAGGCACAGAAAAUGCUCGGAUCAAAACACGGGGCUUUGUGAAGACGUGUGAACAAAACAGUAGCAGCACAGUGACAGAUAGGUGCUGCGUUUUAAUACCCUUAAUAAGCAGAGCAGUAAUGGUACCAAAACAAGACCCUCCUCCUAAGAGGGGGCGGGGAAGGCCUCGAAAAAUAAAACUCGAGAAGGAAACCACCGAUGCUGCUGGAGCUGAGAUCAGGGUCCAAAAGGAGGCCAGAGGAAAGGCGUCUGAGAAGCAAACGACAACGGAAGAGAGAAAAACAUGCAGGAGGUUGAUCAGCACUGUGGGUAACAGAGACACAGAGAAGCAGAGGAAAAGUGAUAAAUGUCCUGGAAAAACUGAAACUGACAACGUGGGAAGCAGCCAAACACUGAAACCAUCAUUGAUGAAAACUCUGAAAGAGUUGCGUAAAUGUAUUAAAUGGAAACCCUCCAAAACAAGGAAGGGGAAGGAAGCCCCAGGUGGAAAGGGAUCCAAAGCUGUAGAUUUAGAAAAGGCAAAGGUUAGGGAGGCAGAAGAUGGGUUCAAUAUGAGGGCAGAGAUGGAAAAGGACAGAGAAGCAAAGUUCCAACAUCAAACGCUUUAUGAUAACAAUCACAAUCUGCUUCCAAACACAUCAAAGGAUGAGUGUAAGCCAGCUGGACCGGACGGUUUAGAGACAUGGAGGAGCACGGCCACGUUGCCAGGCAACAGAGACCAGUCUGCUAGAAGCUCUCAUCAAGGGGAUUAUGGGAGCAGCACCCUCUCCUGCUUUGAUGAAGAGGAGAACGAAGAUGAUGAGGUGGAUGUCUUGCUUUACUCUCCCGAAAAAGGCUCUCCAACCACAGAGGUAGAAGAAAGAGUGGUCGUACUUCCAGACGAGGAUGAGGAGGAGGAGGAUGUGAUCGAAAUCGAUGUGACUGGAGAUGAAGAAUAGUAUUUCACCAUGUUCUUUAUUUUGUUAUAUCUGUUUAGCACUUUUAAUAUUUACAUAGUGUUCAUAUUUUUAUUUCAUUCGGUAAUGUCUGACAGACGCCUUUGAUUGGAUCAGAAUUUGGUUUCCAGACAGUUUUAGUUAAAUGUGUACAGUUAAUGUUAAAGGCUGUUAAUGUUUCCAUAUAAAAUUAGAAAAAUUCUCACUGUUCAGAUUUAUUAAAUAUAUUUUAGUAAUUUCUUUGAAGAUAAAUAUUUUAGUUGAAAGCAG